Kwoniella mangroviensis CBS 8507 is the source of this 1032-nucleotide messenger RNA. Its product is annotated as transcription elongation factor S-II. Gene Ontology annotation, molecular function: RNA polymerase II transcription regulatory region sequence-specific DNA binding; zinc ion binding. The transcript is spliced from 7 exons. The coding region runs from base 1 to 1032 and encodes 343 amino acids. Gene Ontology annotation, cellular component: nucleus. The record is from RefSeq and is a predicted model, not a curated record. Gene Ontology annotation, biological process: transcription elongation by RNA polymerase I; transcription antitermination; DNA-templated transcription. Lineage: Eukaryota; Fungi; Basidiomycota; Tremellomycetes; Tremellales; Cryptococcaceae.
AUGGACGCGAACACUCUGACAGGACUCGUCAAAGAGCUGAACACUGCUAAUGCAGAUGGAAAGACCGAUGAAGUACUCAGGAUAUUGAAAAAGCUCAAAGCGGAGGUAGAACCUUCGGAGGAUCUCUUACGAUCAUCAAAAGCAGGUGUAGCAAUAGGUAAACUCCGAUUAUCUUCCACUUCUUCCAUCUCGAGUUUAGCCAAGGAAAUAGUCAAAUCAUGGAGAGAUGUGAUAGAGGAGAAUAAGAAGAAGAGGAAGAGGGAUGAUGGUGAUGCUACGAAUACGAAAAAGGAAGAAGGUUCUGCUAAGCGUGUAAAGGCGGAAGGCUCAUCAACAGCUCCAUCGCCCUCUGCCGCAUCUCCCAACCCCUCCACACCAGAUAUCAAGAACGAAACCAAUUCUACCUCCAAGAAAUCCCCUUCGGCAGAUUCGCCCCGUCAGCCUCUAUCUACGAUCGACAGCAGUAGGACGACUCCCCGUACGGCCAAAUCGGACGGUGUUGAUAAAAGUCUACGGGCAGAUAGUUCAGAUGGAGCUGCUGAUCCGGUGAGGGAUAAAUGUGUGGUGAUGAUCUACGAUGCAUUAGCUGGGGAUAGUACGGCACAAAAUAAGAUCUUAACGGAACGAGCAGUGGGGAUAGAGAAGUAUGCGCAUAAAGCGCUGAAUUACUCGACAGGAAACGAUUACAGAGGAAAGAUUAGAUCACUAUACCUCAAUUUGAAAGAUAAAGGUAAUCCAGCAUUGAGGAAUGAGAUUGUUCUGGGGUACAUCAGUACAGAGAAAGUAGCCAAUAUGUCAAAAGAUGAAAUGGCAUCUGAAUCCGUCCGAGCACUCAACGAGAAAAUCGCUUCUGAUAAUCUGUUCAAAGCCAAAGCAGUCGGUGAAACUCAAGCUGAAACGGACGCGUUCAAGUGCGGUAGAUGUCAACAGAGGAAAUGUACUUAUUAUCAGAUGCAGACUAGGUCAGCGGAUGAACCUAUGACUGUGAGUGAGAACUUCCGUCCAAAUAUGGAGAUUGAAAAUGCUGAUUAA